Necator americanus (New World hookworm) is the source of this 1713-nucleotide messenger RNA. RefSeq lists its product as uncharacterized. The transcript has 16 exons. The record is from RefSeq and is a predicted model, not a curated record. The coding region runs from base 1 to 1713 and encodes 570 amino acids. Lineage: Eukaryota; Metazoa; Nematoda; Chromadorea; Rhabditida; Ancylostomatidae. Gene Ontology annotation, biological process: dephosphorylation. Gene Ontology annotation, molecular function: phosphatase activity.
AUGGCUACGCCUAGUUUACCAGCUCUCGAAUGUAUACUGUGGUGCAAUAAGAAACAUUUCAGUGGAACUUGCAUUCGAACGUUAGUAAAUGCAAGUAGAGUUUAUUCAGAUUCGUUAUUGUUCGGCGAUUUGGAAGGAAGGACCGAAUAUUUUGCUGUUAAAGAGCCACUUCAAGACGAUUCUGAGGAAAUUUCCACGCAAUUCCUGUGCGUGGAGAAGUGUGCCGUUGGACAAACCGAGGUCUCCGAUUCACUUCGGAUCUCUGAGUGGAUGAGACCCCGUUCAUCGUCAUUCCUUCAAUUUAUCACGUGCUUGGCUUACUUGUUUCUAGUCCAAGCGAAAAAGGAGCUUGUUUUCGUGCAAGCUUUAUGGAGACAUGGUGAUCGUGCACCAAAUUCGCUUCCGUACCCCAAGGAUCCGUACAAUGAAAGCGCUUGGCCGCGUGGUUGGGAACAGCUGACCAAUAUAGGGAUAACCCAAAUGAAUGAGCUUGGCAGAUACUUCAGAAAAACUUACGGUUCUUUCGUAUCCCCCUAUCACAUCCCAAGCCAGGUUUACAUUCGCUCUUCAGACUCCGACCGCGCUCUCACCUCCGCGCAAGCAUUCCUCUCAGGUUUCUACCCCGCCGAGGGUAGUUUUCAGUGGCAAAAAGGUAACUCUUGGCAGCCAAUUCCUGUGCAUGCUUCAACACCAGGAGAACCGGACCUGCUCCUAAAACCGACAUCGACCGACUGCAAGGAGUACGAAGAACUAGUGGAAUAUGACGAGAAAAAACUAGCCAAAAAAUAUAAUGCAAAGUAUGAGAAAUUAUUUGAGAAGCUGGAAAAAGAAACAGGCAUAAAAAACUUUUCAUAUUAUAAUAUCAACAAGGUCUACAAUGUAAACAGAGAGCUACUUAAUAACAUGGUAGAAAAGCAGCCGGCUUGGGUGUUCAAGAGAUGGUCAAAGUACGGAGGGCGGAGCACCAUGGAGAUUAUCUCUGAGCUUCGCCGCAUACGUAGAACCACAGAGUUCAACUCCAAGAAGAAGUCCAGGUUCCUCGGCGGUUAUUUACUGAAUAACUGGAUUGAAAAUGCGAAGAAAGUCGCCAAUGGAACGAUGAAAGAGCCCAAGAAGAUGUUGUUGUACUCUGCGCAUGAUGGUACAAUAAUGCCACUUAUGUAUGCGAUGGGCGUAGCAAAUGACCUUCUCGUUCCGUAUGCAUCUGCGCUAAUCAUGGAGAUUUACAAAGACAAUGACGACUAUUUGGUAGAGCUGCUGUUCCGAAACGAAAGUACCCGUGAUCCUUUCCGCCUCUCAAUCCCCGACUGCGGGAAGUCGUGCACUGUAAAGAAGAUGGCGAAGAAUUACAAGAAGAUGGUUCUGUCGAGCCUGGAGGAACAGCAAAGUUUAUGUGGCACACCAAUGAUAGACAACGAGAGACCAACUAUGGAAAUUAACCACCUAAUCGUCCUUUCUUACCAUGGAUUUUUGAAUGAGCAUCGUUUAAUCGACUACGUGAAGCGAAUGAUGUACUGGCAACAUGACAGACCGCUACAAUAUCUACAAUGCUUGAAUCUCCAUGAAUGUCUCAGAUAUCCGUCGUUCCGCAGUGACCUCAUUUCAGAAAUGAAAGCGGAAUAUAUGGAGGACGAGUGGUCGCUACCGCGGUUGAAUUCACAACAUCAAGAGAGUUCAUAUGACACUCAUUACGCAACGGUAGACGAUGAAUGA